Molecule: messenger RNA, 555 nt
Organism: Striga hermonthica
Lineage: Eukaryota; Viridiplantae; Streptophyta; Magnoliopsida; Lamiales; Orobanchaceae
Source: the annotation of a GenBank genome assembly
AUGGAAAAGAAUCCACAAGGGAUUUCUGACGAGGCAAGGGAAGGCUACUGCAAGGGGAUGAUGAAACCUACGAAACGGGUUUCGGACAACAUACUCCCUCAUAUUCUUAACCUUUAUGCAUCCCGCGCCACAUUUAAGGACUUUGAAAUCUAUGUGCCUCAUGCAACCUUUGAAGACCCACUCAUGUGUGCACAUGGGGUGAACCAGAUUAAAUCAGCAUUCUAUUCACUUGCCAAGGUUGUGUUCAGUGAAUCAAGAAUCGUGGACUACAGCAUUAAAGAAAACAUAAUUGCACCAGGAAAUACAGAGAUAUUAAUCGACAACAAGCAAUUCUACAAGUUUUUGGGGAGAGACAUCAAUGUGAUAUCUCUCAUCAAGUUAUACACGGAGGAUGGAAAAGUUAUACACCAUGAAGACUGGUGGGACAAGAAACCAUUAUGGAAUAGAGAGACAGUGAGAGUGCCACUCGCUGGGCGCAUAAUUGAGGCGACCAGACGAGCAUCAAUGUUGGUAACUCAUGCUUUGAUGAGGUUUGGAAAAGAUCCACCCAUGUAA